AUGGACGAAUCUCAUAAAAUGGGCUUCCUCGGAGCCACCUCCUACGUCAUCGGCAAUAUCAUCGGCUCCGGAAUCUUCAUCACACCGGCCUCCAUCCUCCGAAAUGUUGACAGCAUCGGACUGAGUCUCCUCAUCUGGGUGCUCUGCGCGGUUAUCGCCAUACUGGGUGAGUUGUGAACAGAACAGAGUCCCAUUUUUCUGUUCGUAAGAGAUUUCCAGGUGCCAUUUGCUACAUCGAACUUGGCACUUCGAUUCGGGAAGCAGGAUGUGACUUUGCGUACAUCUGCUACGUCAAAUGGUACUCGAUCGCGUUCGCAUUCAUGUGGGUCUCGGUGCUCAUGACCUACCCGGCGACCAUUGCCAUUUGUGCCGAAACAUUCGGACAGUACCUCAUUGAAGGACUGAAACAGUACUACGAAAUCGAUGCGGCGUGGGUGCCAACGUGCCAAAAGUUGUUUGCGUACUCGUUAUUAUGUAAGUAAAGAAUAUCUUCUUCUUGUCCUGCACCCACUGCUCUCCCACUUUCCCCAUGCUCUUUGUUCUCAUCCGUAUCCGAUUUCUUUUUUUUGCAGUUCUUGUCACAUGGAUGAAUUUUUUCGAAUUGAGCAAGUUCGCCGCUCGCUUCCAAAUCAUCGCCACUGUUGCCAAACUGUUCUCCUGUUUCCUUAUCAUUGCCACUGGAUUCUACUUUUAUUUCUUCAAAGGUACUUAUGACCUCAUCACUUGAUGAUACAAAUCUAUUUCAGGAUGGACGGGGUAUCUGAAGAACCCAAUGCAGGGAUCAAACUACGAAACGGGUAAUCUGAUUCUCGGUUUCUACGGCGGCCUCUGGGCGUUCUCCGGAUGGGACGUUCUCAACUACAGCACUGGAGAGAUCAAGCAUCCGAAGAGAAACGUGCCGUUUGCUCUUCUCACUGGAAUCAGUGUCGUCACCGCCGUCUACGUCGCCAUCAACGUCGCCUACUUCGUCGUGCUCGAUGUCGACACCGUCAAGUCUUCGGACGCUGUCGCUGCGGUACCAUUCCUCACGGCCCUCUCAAUUCAAUAGUCCACUUUCUACUCACUUUCAGAUUUUUAGUCGUGAGACUCUCGGCGGCUUCGCCAACGUCAUCCCGUUCCUCAUCGGCAUUCUGCUCAUUGGAUCGUUGAACAGCAAUCUGUUUUCCGGCAGCAGGUACAUGUAUGCGGCAGCCCGACAAGGACAUUUGCCAGCUUGCUUCUCGUGUGUCAACGAAAUGACGGAUUCUCCAAGAGUCGCCGUUCUCGCACAGGUAACUCGUUCUCUUUGUUAUCCGGCCACUUGAUCCAAGUGCAGAGUCUGCUCGCCCUGAUCAUUUCGUACAUCGGAGAUUUGGACACCCUCAUCACCUACGUCAUGUUCGGCUUCUGGGCUCAGAGAAUCUUCAGUCUCGUCGCCCUUCUCAUCAUUCGUCACAACCACAUUCCAGUGCAUCCAGACGCCGUCCGAGUUCCCCUUUUCUGGUAUCACAUUCCUAAUUUAAUACUAACACUAUAUGUGUCUUUUCAUUCCAGCAUUUAUCUGUUCCUGGCAAUCACAGUGGCUCUUGUCAUCAUUCCGAUCUUUCAAGAGUUCCAGUCAACUGCUCUUGCCAUCGCAAUCUGUCUCUUCGGAUUCGUCCUCUACUACGUGUUCAUCUACAAAGCCAACUUUCCAAGAUGGAUGAUAGCUCUUAAUCGUACGUUGCACGAAAAUAAUUAUAUUAACCAAAUAAACGUAUUUCAGAAAAGGUCACUUUGUGGUGCUGCAUUGUGUUCGACUGUCUGCCGGAUGUAAAGGGAGGUGUCCAACUGCUCGCUUCCGACAGUUCACAGGCGUUGCUCUCUAAGAGGUUUUAUCUUUUUAAACAUGUUUCGUCCAUUUUCUAGAUCUUCCAGAAUGUCUUCCACCCGUCUCUCCGAUGACAGCCUGCCGGAUCUUCAUUCCGACGAAAAGAACAUAAUGCGCAGGAACGGAAGUUCAGCAGGGCUCAAGAUGUUGUAAGUGUUCUGUCCGUCUUUUUAUUCAGCCGUCUCCCGAUCCAGGAUUUCCAGCGUGCCUUCUUCGCUCGUCGACCUCAUCAGCGACGUCCAGUAG
Caenorhabditis sp. 36 PRJEB53466 is the source of this 2095-nucleotide messenger RNA. The record is from the annotation of a GenBank genome assembly. NCBI's taxonomy places the organism in Eukaryota, Metazoa, Nematoda, Chromadorea, Rhabditida, Rhabditidae.